AUGAAGAGAACCAAGGUCGCCGUCGUGGUUCACAAGUCGGCCGUGGCCCGAAUGUGGACAGACAUAGGCAUUUUCGAGUGUGAUGUUGCUGGGGUUUUGAGACUUCUUCCGGAACAAAAGCUUACAGCUGUUAUACGAAUGUUAGCGUAUGGUUCAUCUGCUGAUCAGGUGGAUGAGAUUGCCCGGAUGGUGAAAUCCACUAUGUUGGAGGCCUUGCAAGGAGAUUACAGAAAUAGAAAAUGCCAAAAAAGUAUCAUCUUUGAAGCCGUUGCUGGAUUCGAUACAUGGGUUUGGCAUGCCUUCUUCAGAGUUGCCGGAUCUCAAAAUAACCUCAACGUGCUGGGUCAAUCCCCGGUUUUCAACGAUGUUUUGAAAGUUGAAGCCCCAAAUAUCACCUAUCAAAUCAACAAUACCGUCUACCAGACUGGGUAUUAUUUAGCAGACGGCAUCUACCCGAGGUGGACCACAUUUGUCAAAUCAAUUCUGAAUCCCCCGAUCCUAGAAGCAAAGAUUAUUUGCUUCCUAUCAAGAAGGAUACAGGAAAGAUGUCGAAAGGUGUUUUGGCAUCCUCCAACCUCGGUGGUUGAUUGUACGGAAAUGGCUCGUAUGUUUGAUGAGGAGGUGCUAAGGAGCAUUAUGAUGACUUGCAUCAUCUUCCAUAAUAUGAUUGUGGAGGAUGAGUAUGAUAACGAUGCUGUAGAGGUCUACGAACCAGAUCCCAUGAACACGGCCCUGACACGAAUUUAUAAAAGGCUGGUGGGGCCAAGUAGAGAACCAUUGGAGCAGGAACCGUUGGUUAGGGAUGGUCGUUUCAUGACCCGUGAUUGA
Molecule: messenger RNA, 828 nt
Organism: Prunus armeniaca (apricot)
Lineage: Eukaryota; Viridiplantae; Streptophyta; Magnoliopsida; Rosales; Rosaceae
Source: the annotation of a GenBank genome assembly